AUGUCGAAUUUAUCCCACGCAAAGAUUGUCCCUCGCCCGUCGAAAACCAGAGGCGCAGCCAACCAUGGCUGGCUCGACACCAAGCACACCUUCUCCUUCGCCGGGUGGUAUGAUCCCAGAUACAACAACUAUGGGUCCCUCCGCGUACUGAACGAAGACCGUGUCAUGCCUGGUGAGGGGUUUCCCACACACUUCCACCAGAACGCCGAGAUCUCCUCCUAUAUUCUCUCUGGCGAAUUGACACACCGUGACUCGAUGCAAAAGAAGGGCGCAGAAAGCAAUGACAAGGACAAAUUUUUCCGGUUACACCGUGGAGACGUCCAAUUCACCACUGGCGGCAGGGGCAUUUCUCACAGCGAAUAUAACGAACACGACAAGGAUUGGGUUCACUUCUUGCAGAUCUGGGCAUUGCCGUGGAAGAGGAACCUCCCGCCAAUCUAUCACACCAGAACAUUUGCUGAACAAGACAAACGCAAGGGUUUCGUUACCAUCAUCACGCCUCUAAAAGCGGGCCCUAAGGCGACCUUGGAAGAAGAAAAGGCAGCAGUCCCAACCAAGGAGGGUACCAUACCUAUCCAUGCCGAUCUCAUGUUCAGUGCUGGUAUUAUUCCAACCGGCAACGCAUUCAACUAUACGGUUGGAGGCGGGGAUUUGGUCACGUCCAGAUCCGACCGCAAAGUGUACAUCCACCUUCCCGAAACGAAGGGUGGAAAGGCCAAGAUCAGACUGGAUGGCCGAGACGACGCCGUUCUCACAGAAGGAGAUGGUGCAUAUGUGAGUCAUGUCAAUGCCGGUGAUGUGCUCAGUGUUGAAAGCAUAGGAGAUGCAGAGGCAGAGGUCGUAGUUAUUGACAGUUCGUCCAAUGACGAGUGA
Molecule: messenger RNA, 873 nt
Organism: Cladophialophora yegresii CBS 114405
Lineage: Eukaryota; Fungi; Ascomycota; Eurotiomycetes; Chaetothyriales; Herpotrichiellaceae
Exons: 1
Coding region: 1-873 (290 amino acids)
Source: RefSeq, a predicted model, not a curated record